AUGAACGCUCUCGCCCCUCGAACAAUGGCCUCCUCUCGCUAUGCUUUACGAACAUCUGCAUUGGCUGCGGUUCGUCAGUUCCAUUCGACACCUUCUCGCUUGGUUGUCCACCAUGCUCCAAAUGAGAAGACCUUCAGGAACCACCUAGCACAGAACGACAAUGUCAUUGUGGACUGUUUCGCCGAUUGGUGCGGCCCUUGCAAGGCCAUCUCUCCGAUCCUGGAAAAGCUUUCCGAGACGGAUGAGUUCAAGCAGAUCCACUUUGUCAAGUUUGACGUUGACGAGCUUCCGGCGCUGAGCCAAGAGCUGGGUGUCCGAGCGAUGCCGACCUUCUUCUUCUUUAAAGACGGGAAGAAGGUGGAUGAGAUGGUUGGAGCCAAUCCUGGCGGGCUGACGACCAAGCUGAAGCUACUUUCUCAGAGGUAA
Molecule: messenger RNA, 426 nt
Organism: Clonostachys solani
Lineage: Eukaryota; Fungi; Ascomycota; Sordariomycetes; Hypocreales; Bionectriaceae
Source: the annotation of a GenBank genome assembly